Odontomachus brunneus is the source of this 2545-nucleotide messenger RNA. RefSeq lists its product as uncharacterized. Gene Ontology annotation, molecular function: protein tyrosine/serine/threonine phosphatase activity; polynucleotide 5'-phosphatase activity. Lineage: Eukaryota; Metazoa; Arthropoda; Insecta; Hymenoptera; Formicidae. The transcript has 10 exons. The record is from RefSeq and is a predicted model, not a curated record. Gene Ontology annotation, biological process: protein dephosphorylation. The coding region runs from base 137 to 1351 and encodes 404 amino acids.
CGCGAUUCCGCGCGAGUGCGUCUACUGCUGCUACUCUCUGCUACUACUCCGUGUAUGUGUUGUGCGAUGAUAGUGGUAUUGCGUUUCGGUGUUAUGCUAUUGCUUUCGCGGCAAGAUUUGUGAGUGAGCGGCAAAUAUGGCAAAUUUAGUACCGGACAGGUGGCUCGAGUACAAACCUGUUGGUGAUGUGAUCAAGGGCACUCAAAUCUUGGCGUUCAAGGUUCCUCUUAAAGAAGCUUUUGUCAAGAAUCUGGAACCGGAACAACAAUUCACGACGACGAAAUUGCUGCAAGACUUCCCGCAUGUCAAGUACAUCAUCGACCUGACAAAUACACUUCGCUACUACGACAAGAAGGAGUUUACCGAUGCUGGGAUCAAAUACGAGAAGAUCGCUAUACCAGGAAGGAAGGUACCACCUAUGGACAUAAUCAAAAAAUUCUUUAAAGUGAUGGAUGAUUUCACGUCAGCGUGCGGUGAAGGUGAGCUUAUAGGCGUCCAUUGCACACAUGGUGUUAAUCGCACCGGAUAUUUGAUUUGCAGAUAUCUCAUUCAACAAUUGGGUUGGGAGACUCAAGAUUCUUUGGAAGCUUUCGGAGAAGCGCGCGGUUACCCAAUCGAGCGCGACAUUUACCUCACCGCGCUAAAGGCAGUCCAACGCGGCGAGAAGAUCGACACGAGCAAGGUCGUUUUGCAGCCAACGAAUACUAUCUUGUCCCCCAUGAAGAACACGAAAAUGCGCCCGCCGAUGGGCCCAAUGGGACCACCGGUUUUCGCGAGACUGCGUCGAGGUUCCGCAAACGGCGUGCUAUUCCCGCCCCAGAGAUAUGGUUUCGUGGGUCCACCGCCAGGAUUCAGGCCUAUGCCGCCUCCUGGCUUGCCGCCCAUACCACCGCCUGUAGGCCCACCACACUACGGACCCAGGCCGCUUAGGUACGGAAUGCCGAUGCGUCCGGCGCUACCGACGCCGCCCGGGCCAGGAUUUCCACUUCCUGGCUUUCCGCUGCGUAUGCCAGGACCGCCGAGAAUGGCUGGUCCACCGAGGUUACCACCGGCCGGUCCCGCGGCGCGACUACCACCCCCUAAAAUGCCGCCGCCUCCACCGCCGCUCUCGAGAACGACUGUGAGUAAGCAGCUGCACGUGCAGAAGAAGAAGCAGAUCCGAAACGGCAUCGCAGAGCGUUCGGUGAACAUCCGCUCGAGACGGAACGGUCCGGCCAACAGCAGGAUCAUAUCCAAGAUGCUCAAGGAGCAAGAUUUCACCGUGGACACGUUCGAGGAAAAUCUACUGACUACCUCGAUCACCGGCCAGCUGCGACGGCCAAUGAGAGGACGCUACAGUCAGGCCAAGUGACGAUGUACUCGUUAGGUGCGCGAUAUGUUACUAUAAACGUUACAAUAUUUCGUGUAUUCCGCGUCACCGUUAUCGCGGGUCACCGUUAUCGCGGGUCCCCGCGAUUUUAUAAACGCGCUUACGCGCCCAAACUCGUCGACGGCGUUUACAAUGAACAAUGAUGACCGUUUUCCCGACGGGUCCACGAUUUCUCAGUUUUUCAACAGCGAAGUUUGACAUUAAUCACAAUCCUUAAGACGUGAUUGCGCAUAGCGCAUCUAUUUCACUGUCGAUAAUAAAUCCUUUUCAAAUAGAUUCGUUAUCUAACUUGAUAACGUAUCAAGACCGUAUCAGAGCUACGUUUAUUACUGAUGAGUGAGCAUACCUUGUUGGGAACCUCAUGAUAAUAGCGUCCAUUGUAAUCUUUCUUUCUGAUUUGUGUAUUAUAUGUGUGACGAGAUGUACAUAUAUACAUCAUAUGCAGCUUUAUUAUUUUAGGGAAAAACGGAGAAAUUCAUUUAGGUUAGAUUCGGUAUCACGAGAUUGUAACCAAAAUUUGUUGAGAGUCAUCGUAUCGCAAAAACACGUUUAUGUAUUUGUCUCAUGGAAAAAAAAUAUGUGUACCUUAGGGCAAAAUAUUAAUGACUUUGUUUUAUGCCAUAUCUAUAGAUUAAGUCAGAGUCGGGUAUUAAUAGAUUGAAAUUUUUCCUGACUAAAAUAAAUCGAUAAAUCAAUAAUAAAAAUCAAUCGUUAUGUGUUAUUGCAAAUAACUUAAUCGAUUGAUACAAUUAAUUGUUAUAUUCAAUCACAUCAAAAUUUAGUUAAUAAUUACAAUCGAUUAUAUGUUUAUAUAUAUAUACACACACACACACACACACACACAUAAUAAUUGUCUUUUUAUUAUUGAUUUGCCGAUUAUUUUAGUCAAAGGACAUUUUAAUCGAUCAAUGUCCAACUGGAGUAAGUGUAAGCAUAUCUCCAACAUGGUUUGUAUUAGAAGAUAAUCGCUCCAUUUGUUAUUUGAGAGUUUAGUAUGGCCAUUUUCAGUUUACAGUUUACACUACUGUUUAAAUUGCAACUUAUCGUUGAUAAGUAUCGUAUUUAAAUCGACUAAUUCUUGGCAGAUCAAAAUGUUUUCAAAGUGAAACAAACAGUAACUCUCUCUCUCUCUGUGUACAAUUUUAAAUAAAAUAUAAAUAUGUAUUUAACUAUGUA